Molecule: messenger RNA, 1554 nt
Organism: Aspergillus ochraceoroseus IBT 24754
Lineage: Eukaryota; Fungi; Ascomycota; Eurotiomycetes; Eurotiales; Aspergillaceae
Product: putative PHD finger domain protein
Exons: 1
Coding region: 166-1437 (423 amino acids)
Biological process (GO): regulation of DNA-templated transcription
Cellular component (GO): Rpd3L-Expanded complex; nucleus; Rpd3L complex
Source: RefSeq, a predicted model, not a curated record
GUACUCGUCGCCUUUCUCUCUCGCAUCAUUUCAAGGGGCAAAACCGUCCCAGUUCUUCGAAGGACUAUAUCUCCGCAUAUAUAGGCGCAACAGUUUACGUGGAAUUCUCCUUCCGAACCCACUUUUCACAUUGCUUUUCUAAACAACUGCCUUUAAGGCUGAAAUAUGGCGCACGGUCAGGAGGAUUGCGCCUCCGUGCUAGAACAGUUUGUUCAUGAUGUGGCGAACUUACCAGCGGAGAUCAAUCAUUUGAUGGAGGAAAUACAAGCAAAGGACAAGAUCAUUCAAGAUUGUCGCGUUAUGAUCAACUCUCGCGAUUCCAGUUUACAGAAGUUCAUCAAGCUCAACGGGAGUCUGACGCCCAACCCGAAGGAAGAGCAGUACUCGAAGAUCAUACUACAAAAUUUGGAUCGGUCCCAGCAGCUACAGGAUGAAAAAAUCCAGCUGAGUGAAAAGGCAUGCAUUCUCUUGGACAGGCAAAUAAAGAAGCUGGAUAUCAAGAUUCGCGAUUUGCAGACUGAUGGUGUACUUUCGAAUGACCCUCCUCUUCCAUCCCUCUUCAACAAUAAGGAUCAAUAUCGCGACCCCCCAAAAAUCUUCUUUCCUGAAUCAUCCACCGAAUCCCCCACGUACAACUCUCCUCUGAACACCACGUCAGGCAAUGCGAAUAUCGUCCUAGCUGCUACUCAACGACUAAACCAAUCUCUUAAUCGAUCAACGACGGGAACCGGUGUAGCAUCGGGGAAUGCUGCACGCAGCUCUGCCCCCGCCACUCCUGCGUCUGCUACCGCACAUUUUCAACAGCGACAGAGGGAAUCAUCGGCAGGGGCAGUGGAAAAUAAACGACGACGUCUCAACGCCUCCCUAGGAACGCUGCCCGCAGCCUCUUCAAAUCUCCGGCAGUCUUCACUGGGACCCGGAACACCUAAAGCUGGAACUCCAGCUUCAAGCCGUGCCGGAAGUGCUGGCCCACGUUCAGCAGUAGUCACGAAGAAAGCCCUAACGAAGAAAGUCGCACCCCAUCAACAAUUGAAAAAGAUCAAAUCUACUUUGGGCGCUAGUGGGAAACCCACUAAGCGGUCGUCCAGCACGAGUGGCCGUCUCAAGGCGGGAAGCCAGAAGAAGUCUCCGUCUGCCGCUGGUGGUGAUGAAGAAGAAGAUGACUCCAUGCUCAGCAGUGCGGACAUUUCAGACUCCGAAAAUGCUAGCGAGACUCGCCGCGGGGAUGACGAUAUGGAUGAGGACGAUGAAGAUGAGGGCAACGAGGACACUAAGGUCUACUGUACAUGUCGCACCGUCAGCCACGGUGACAUGGUUGCUUGCGAUAACGAAAACUGCAAAUUUGAAUGGUUCCACUGGAAGUGUGUGGGCUUAACUCGGGAACCGGUAGGGAAAUGGUACUGUCCUGAAUGUUCUGCCGCCAAGGCGUCCGAAUGAUUGUCUCGAAUCUUUUUAUGACCAACUUGUACGAUAUGACAUGACAUUGCUUUCUUUAGCGUGUACGUUUUAGUGGUAGUCUACCAAAUAUACUCAGUUAAUAUGAUAUAACUUGGA